UCUCCGUCUGUAGGCGGCGCUGUUGGGCGGCUCGACGAUGGUGAUCGCUCAUGUUCUGCCCGAGAGAGACGCGUCGCUGCUGGAGGAGUUUGAGAAGAUCCGCGCUCACGCCGACGCAGAAGCCUGCUGCGAUUACGCGCUGCACGUGGGCGUCACCUGGUGGGGACCGAAGGUGCGCAGGGAGAUGGAGGUGUUGGUGGGAGAGAAAGGUGUUAACUCCUUCCAGAUGUUCAUGGCGUAUAAAGAUGUGCUGAUGCUGAAGGACUCGGAGCUCUAUCAGGCGAUGCACACCUGUAAGAACAUCGGAGCCGUCGCUCGCGUCCACGCCGAGAACGGAGAACUGGUGCACGAG
Molecule: messenger RNA, 352 nt
Organism: Sinocyclocheilus grahami
Lineage: Eukaryota; Metazoa; Chordata; Actinopteri; Cypriniformes; Cyprinidae
Product: dihydropyrimidinase-related protein 5-like
Exons: 2
Cellular component (GO): cytosol
Molecular function (GO): hydrolase activity, acting on carbon-nitrogen (but not peptide) bonds, in cyclic amides
Source: RefSeq, a predicted model, not a curated record